UUUGAGUCUUUUAACCAACACUUCUUGUUUUUGACAUUGAAAUCAAAGAUUGAUUUGCUUGGUUCUUGAAUAUGAGUUGAAUGUGAAAUUAGAUUAUCAUGAAAAUAUUACACUUGUUAUUGUUAUUAUAAUGAAUCUAGUCAAGUAUAACAUUGUAUCCGGAUUGAUAUUUUACAUUUUCAAUAAAAGGGUAUCCCAUAUGUAAACCAAUUGGGCAUCAUCCUUACAUCCAUCAUGUUCAAUACCCAGGAGAUGAUUAAUAAAAAGAUACCAAAGUAAAUGAUAUAUAAAUAGAUAUAAACACUUGUAACCAUGGAAAUGAUGAAGAUGAUAUUGGUGAUGUUGAUGAUGGAAGGGCCAAAAAACAUGAGAAAAGUGGACCAGAAAAAGUGUUGAAUAUGGCGAAAAAGGAUUUUUCGUUGUCUCUUUUUCCAACUCCUGGUAGCAACAAUGUUUUUACCAGGUUUGGUCUUUUCACGUCACACAAAUUAAAUAUAACAGUUAACUUGAUUUAACAGGGUUUAUUUAACUAAACAAGGACCAAAUUGGAUAUAAAUAUGAUUAAUAUAAAUAUGAUUAAUAAAAUUAUGAUUAACUUAAUAAGGGUUAAAGGUGGAUCAAAGUUAUAAUGAAUAAUGUUUAUCUUGUAGCCAUUGUUAUAACCUUUGUUAAGCCUCCAUUAGAGUUGUUAUUGGUUUUGUCCAAUGAAUCACUUUGCCUCCAUUUAUUUUAUUUUUCCCUCUACUUUUUUUUUCCUUUGCCUUUUUCUGGUUCUCUUUCCAAUCAAACCCAAAUCAUUUGGAGUCCAAACAAUAACCAUUAAUAAUAUUCAAGUGAAACUUGAUCACAACCAUUAUUAUAAUACUUACGAUAUAUAUAUAUUUAUAUAUAUAUAUGGCGACGCAUAAUCAACUCAUCAACAUUAUCAUCAUCGUGUCUAUCAAAAUAUAUAAAAUUGAAGAUGAAAGACCUAGAAGUAAACUAAAUGAUAAUCCGGGCUAGUUUUCAUCUCUCUGAUUUGUUUAACCUCCAAGUUUCCACAAACAACAUCAACAUGCCAACAACUCUAAUUACUCCGACCUUAGAAUAAUAGAUUAAUUACUUGUCCCAAUCCAAUCGAUAAAUUCCUGAUUAUUCCAUAUUCACUCUGUGCAAUUUUCAAAGUUUCAACUGUUGAAUCUGUGUUUUGUAAAUAGCCAUUUUAGUCCUAAGUUUGACACUACUCUGGUUAUUAGUAAAUUUUAUGCUACAAUCAUCACUAUCAACAUAAACGGUAGCAUCUAUUGUUAAUAAUUAAUAUUGAUUGUCAAUUUGGAUAUCAACAAGUCUGGAGUGCCAUCAAUCAUCAAUAUGCCUUAUCUACGAUUACUUGGCAUCAAUUUACUUAUUGUCAGUUUAUUUUUUGAUUACAAAGCUUUUGCAUCCAUUCGAAAGUACCUUUUACCUAGUAGUUAUGAUCUUAUUAUACCACCAAAACCACGAGGAGCACCAAUUGACGUCGAAGUGGAAAUAACUGAUCUUAGGUUGAUAACCGUCAAUGAAGGGGAAUUGUCCAUAACGAUUGACUUAUUUAUCAAGUUAAAAUGGACCGAGCCACGUUUAAAUAUAACCAAUGCAACAUUAACAGCAAUCACAGAUCAAUUAAUUUUGGACAAAACUUGGGAUAAAAAGCUUUGGUGUCCAUCAGUCUUUUUUAAAAACGGUAUUCGUGGUGAUAUGUACCUUGAAAAAUCUCCGAUGUCUUAUUUUGAAAUAUUUCCAAAUAAAAGUGUACAAAUGACCCAAAGAGUAUCAGUUGUUUUAUUUUGCCACAUGAGCUUCCGUAAAUAUCCCCACGACAAACACUCCUGUGCCAUCAACAUCGGAAUGAUGUCUCAUAGAAUUAAAACGGUUCGAUUAAAAUGGAGUAAAACUGAGCUAUCUCCAGAUCUUUAUAACACAGAUUAUAUGGUCAGCUUAAAUCAAAGUGAUUCUGUUGAUUGUACCGAUUAUGAUAAUCCAAGAGCUUUCGCUUGUCUCCAAACAGCUUUAGUAUUGGAUAGAGGAUUGGGAUAUUUUGUGUCUAGAAAAUACGUUCCCAGUUUUAUCAUCGUUUCUACCUCAUUUAUUGGAUUCUGGAUUCCAUCUCACAGCUAUCCAGCCAGAGUUACCCUGAUUGUUACUUCUCUACUUUCAUUAAUAACUCAACAAGUCCAAACUGUCCAUAUUUAUGCUUCUUAUAUAAUCUCAAUUCAUAUCUGGAAUAACAUUUGUACAACUUUCGUGUUCCUUGGUCUUAUUGAGUUUGUCAUUGCUACUUGCUGGGACAACAACAACAUUAAUCAAACGAAGAAAAACAAAUCCUGUGAAGACGAGAGAAGACAUGAUUUUCAUAGACCUUCCUGUUUUUUUGAGAAAUUAUUCCGGGGUAUGAAACAUUUUGGCUCAGGAACCAAUCAGGUCGACGCUUAUUCCAAAAUUAUUUUCCCGAUUGCUUUUGUUUUGGUGGCAAUCGCAUAUUAUACUUGGGUUGACAGCAUGGAAGACUUUGAUUCUCGAGUUCACAAGACUCCUCGAUGACAUUAAUUUAUCGAUUGGUUGUUAUUCAUCAUCUUGACCAUUUUCACUAUUCGGAGGCCAACCAAUCAUCUAUGGAUACUUAGAUUUGAUUAUUCUUCUUAAUUCAAUAACUAAUAUUGUUAUUUAUGCUUGUGAGUCAGGUGGAAGUUAGGAAAAUGAUAGAGGAAUUGUUGACCAAUUGUCAAAUCAAGAAGUAGUGUUUUGAACGUUCAAGAAAGAUAUUUAAAAGCAUAAAUAACUAUGUUAAAAAAAUGUCAACUUAAGAUCAUCUGUUUUAAGGUGAUUCUAAUAUUGUUUAUUGUAAUUAAUAUAUUAUAUAUACUUCAUGGAAUCUCCUUUCUUAUUGCUAGGAGCAUUUCAUUUAUCAAAUAUUUUAUGUUCAGUUUGUUCCAGUCAAUUAUUUAAUAUUCAAUAUUUUUAGUUUGAUUACCUUCCUGUUUCUCCAGGUUUUACAAUAUCAAUCAAUAUUGACGCCAUAUAUUUUUGUUUCAAGAUUUCAGGAAAAUUAAAUUGUUAUCAUUAAUAAUCAAAUUUUGAGCCUAAAUUAUUAAAAAUUACGGAAUAAUUUGAAAAGUCAGGAAGACGCUCUCAGCUUGUCCAAGAUAGACCUUUUUUGACCUUAUUUUAAAGUGUCUGUAGAUUGACAAUUGCUAGUCAUUUCGUUUAUUAAUUACAACUGAUUAGCGUCAAUUUGAUUUGAUUUUGUUAUCCUUGUGAGUCGCUCAAUGUUAACUAAUGAGAACCUUAAGUGCUUGUGAGUUACAAUUACAAGAUGAACGAGUAUUUAUUUUCAUGCUAUUUAAUUGUCGUUUGAAUUAUUUGUUAAUUUUGA
This is a messenger RNA of Tetranychus urticae (two-spotted spider mite), 3391 nucleotides long. Its product is annotated as glutamate-gated chloride channel subunit beta-like. Lineage: Eukaryota; Metazoa; Arthropoda; Arachnida; Trombidiformes; Tetranychidae. Gene Ontology annotation, cellular component: membrane. Gene Ontology annotation, molecular function: extracellular ligand-gated monoatomic ion channel activity; transmembrane signaling receptor activity. Gene Ontology annotation, biological process: monoatomic ion transmembrane transport. The record is from RefSeq and is a predicted model, not a curated record.